CGAGUGGGAAACAGAGCGACAAUUGUUCGGUGUAAACAAAUAGUUUCGAUGUAUACCUCCGGGUUUCAAUCAUCCAUAUGAAAUCUGUGAGACGAAGAUGAGCAACAAUUAGCAGCAUCCAGUCGGAGAUCAUGGACAAACCAGUGCAAAAGUGUUUUGUGCCAGGCUGCGAAUCGGUAGACACCGAAAGCUCCGAGAUCAGUUUCUUCGAUUUCCCAAGCACCGACCGAGAGCAGAUACGGGCGUGGAACAAAGCACUUGGCUUUCGAGCCAAUUGUAAACAUAUUUCCGACCCGAAGGUGUGUCAAAAACAUUUCGACGAGAGUCAAAUUGAUAAGAGCGUAUUCCCGAUACGACGGCUGGUGCAGAAUGCGGUGCCAAUCGCUGCGACCGGUUCUGCUGUCCUCAGGGAUAACGGAGCUGCUCAUGUACCCGCAGAGCCCUACUACUGUCGGUUGUGUGCGAAAAUCGAACGGCAGCCACUAAAAAAUAGCAUCGAGAAGAUGAUGAAGUGCAAUGAUACGGCCAAGUUGUUGUCCAUAUGUUUGGAAUCAAGUCGGAACGUCGAGAGUCUUCCGGAGGGCGUGUGCGAUGCGUGUUCGCACAUGAUGAAGUUUCUGAUCAAGUUUGUGCGAACCUGUUGUGGGGCUCAAGGUAAACUAACCAAAAUUUUCGCGAAUACUUGCGAAACCGACGCUUCGGACGAUUUGAAACCACAGUCAGAGGAAAUUACACCGCGUAAAAUAAAAAAGGAAGAAGAUGAGGCCUCCAGUGGGCUUCCGACAGAUUUUCUAGAAAUCGGAAUCGAGAAUGAGACAAAAAGUAGCGGCCCACAGUAUAUAGUCAAUGAGGAUAGUGAAUUCGAACAAACGGUGGCAACAGAAAACAAGGAUGACUUCGCUGUGAAUGUAAAAAUGGAGCCACCAGUAGUGGAAUCUGAUUCUGACUUCGAAAUACCAAAGGAUUUUCCUGCAUCAUCUUCGAACAGCGAAUCUGGUUCCGAGGAUGAUGACUAUGAACCGGACGUGGAAGGCACAAUGGAAGAUUGCACAAUCAAAUCUGAAAACGAUGAAGAUGCGUCAAACAAAGACAAAGCUCGCAAGCGUCGUGGACGUCCGAGGAAGAAUGACCCACAUUUGCCCAAAGGAUCGAGAGGAUCCCGCAAGCCGCGGGAAAAACGGGAUAAAAAAUGUACGGAGGAUAAACCUGCAUCCUUGUGCAAACAGGUUUGCCAAAUCUGUGGUAAAAUACUGUCUAGCAGUGCCACAUUUAACGUACACAUGAUGACCCAUACCCAGCAGAAAGAUAUUAUCUGUCCGAUUUGUGAUCGGCGGUUCUACGUUAAGCAGCAGCUUAAGAUUCAUAUCGAAUCAAUCCAUGAGAAAAAGGAAUUUGUCUGCAGUAUCUGCGGUUUGAAGUGCCGCUGGAGGAAAAGUCUCCGACGGCAUAUGCUACUCCAUGAUGAAAAUCCUUACAAACACAAAUGCACCUAUUGCGACAAAGCAUUCGCUCGGCCCAAUCAGUUGCGUUAUCAUGUGAUGAAGCACACCGGGGAUCGUGUGUAUUGUGAUAUCUGUGGUGCAGAUUAUCGAUUUAAUUAUAUGCUAACGCAGCAUAAAAUAAGAAAGCAUGGAAUUGUGGUGGAAGGCGUGCAGUUGUACAAGCAAAGCGCACGCAAAAAGAAGUCUGAAGGGGCCGGCGGUGAGCAAAACGCUCGACGGAGCCGCAUUGUAAUAGGCCAACACCCGAACAUCCAACUACAAUCCCUCGAACCACAGUCAGGGACGUUACCACCAAUGACACCCAUGGCCGAUCAUGACCGUACUAAUCAGAGUGAUUCAACUCAUGUAUCAGACAUGGGUAGCCCUGUUACCGCUGCGUGUUUUGCAACGGUAACAUCCCCCGAACCAACUCAUUAUGGACAUCAUCCUCAGCCAUUUCCAGUUUUGCAACAACAGCAGCAGCAUCACCACCAACCAACCCAAAUUGGCAGCUUCAAUGGAGCGGGAAUAAACACGUCAAUGCCUCCCGGAAUCAUCGGUUUUCCAUCGUUGAGUAGACAAAACAAACAAACUAUCAUGAACAAUGUUAGAUAUGCGGAGAGCAGCACCAUAAAAGCAAACUAUUGUGCAAUGGCAAAGUGUUGCGUAGUGGCCGGCUGCGGAGCGUCCAAUCAGGAUUUUGGAACCAUCCUUUUCCACUUCCCGAAGUCACAAGAUCUCCGGCAGCGAUGGGUGGAUGCACUAGGAAAACCCACAGACUGGAACGCCUUUGACUCAGCAUCCGUAUGUUGGGGUCAUUUCGAUAGUAAAACAAUACUUCAAGAAGACGACAGUUUCGGUGUGCAUGUUGAUGCUGUUCCUUCGCAAUACCUUGGAACUGUAGCGCAUGACGAGCUCGAUCCUGCCCGGCACUGUCGAUUUUGUGGGAAAAUAAUAAUGGAAGAAUCGCUGGGGAGCAGUGUGAGCGAUAUGAAUCGAUCUGAAGACUCCAAGAUGUUUCUGGAUUUACUGCUCCCGGAUAGAAGCGACCCAGAUCUAACACAACAGGGAUGCAACGAAUGUUUUGUACACAUUAAGCUUACCAUGAGAUUUAUGAGAAACUGUCGUAAAGCGAACCGUGUGCUGGACGAGAUGGUGAAAAAGUUUUCUAGCAGGAAGAAAGAAACCAGAAUCAGUUCCGAUGUCGAAAGCGAAAUGGAUGAGUUCGGAGAGAUACCCGUUGAUUGUAUGGGACAACCUGAGAUUAAAGUAGAAGUUUCGAGCCUGACUGUUGUCAGUGAUCUUGAUGACGGUUUUUCGGAUGAAGAGGAUGACAUUCCUCUGGCUAAGCAAAUCAACAGACGAAACGCCGAAAAACUAAAAUGCACUCAUUGCUCAUUCACCUGCUUCAAGCGGUAUCAACUGACUAGUCAUUUGAAACAGCACAAAGCAGUGCCUUCCCGGGAUAACAAGAACAGUUUGACCUGCUCUGAUUGUUCAUUCACCUGCCGCAGAUCCAAUCAAUUGUCUAUUCAUAGAAGAAAGCAUAAAAAGUUGCAAUUGGACGGAGCUGAAGAUGAACAAACAAAAAAUGACUCUUCAAAUAUCGUCAGUUCGAAGACUGAAUUUUCUGGGAAGAAUGGUCCAGAGGAGAAUGGUUGUAAUGAUUCUUCAUCGGAUCCUGUACCCAGCGGUACACUACAAUGUCCAGACUGUCCGUACACCUGCGAGCGGCUGGUUCAGCUGGCUAGUCAUAAAAAGAAGCACAGUAAAAAGUUUAGAAAUGAUCCGCUAUCCGAGCAAGGUGCACGUGAAAUUUACGAAUGUGAAUUUUGUGAUUUCACGUGUAAGUUGCGUCGCCAGAUGGCGGGACACAGGGCCUCUCACUCGAAUCAAAUUAAGAAAUCCAAGCCAUCGGGGAAAGAGCGGGACCAUAUGUGCUCCAUCUGUGGCAAAAUACUUUCGACACGGGGUUCAUUUUUUGUACAUAUGAAGUACCACAAUGACCAGCGGGACUACUCGUGCAACCUGUGUAGCAAAAAGUUCUACUCCAAGCGGGACGUCGCAAUGCACGUGGAGUCGUUCCACGAGAAAAAAGUGUUUGAGUGUGAGAUUUGUGGCGUUAAGUGCACUUGGAAGAAUGCGCUGUACAAACAUAUGCGCAAGCACGACGUUAAUGCUUUCAAGCAUGAGUGUUCCUACUGUGGUAAGAAGUUCAUUGCGGCUAACGAGCUUCGGCUGCACGUUUGGCGACAUACGGGCCAGCAGCUGGCGUGUGAUAUCUGUGGAGCGGGUUACAGGUUCAACUUCUUACUGACACAGCACAAAAUCCGGGAGCAUGGCAUACAAAUUGAAGGUGUUAAACUUUACAAACGCUUCCAAAAGGACAAAAUCGAUUCAAGACAGCAAAAGCAGCCCAAACUACAAACUGAUACUCCUGCAAUCGUUGCAGAGAUACAACCAUCACAAGGAGAAACAGCAAACUCAUCCAAUUCAUCGGAUCGGAUACACACCAUUUAUUCGCAAAAUAUGUCCCCAGGUGAAGGAAGACGACGGGCUACCGAAACUGGUGUGCAAGUCGUGUGCGGUCAAGUUGAUACGGGUGCGGGAGAAUGUCACACUGUUUCUCGAUAGCGAUCGGAAACUACGAGACAAAUUGAAGUAUGGAUCCAGUUUGGAUGUAGAUAAUGACAUGGAUGAGGAGGAAUUAGACGAGAGCAAUAAUUAUGAGCGGGUUAAACAAGAAAUUCAUGACCCUGAGCUUCCAACCGGUAGAUUAGCAUCAA
Molecule: messenger RNA, 4267 nt
Organism: Toxorhynchites rutilus septentrionalis
Lineage: Eukaryota; Metazoa; Arthropoda; Insecta; Diptera; Culicidae
Exons: 5
Coding region: 132-4115 (1327 amino acids)
Biological process (GO): regulation of transcription by RNA polymerase II
Cellular component (GO): nucleus; chromosome
Molecular function (GO): zinc ion binding; chromatin insulator sequence binding
Source: RefSeq, a predicted model, not a curated record